Macrosiphum euphorbiae (potato aphid) is the source of this 297-nucleotide messenger RNA. Lineage: Eukaryota; Metazoa; Arthropoda; Insecta; Hemiptera; Aphididae. The record is from the annotation of a GenBank genome assembly.
AUGAAUAUGAUUCAAAGCAUUGGAAAUUUAUUAGUUUUAAAUAUAAAUAGCAACGACAUUUCAGUCUUGUCCACAGCAUUUGAUUUAAAUUCUGAUAUGUUGAAAACAGAAAUUAAUCUUCUUAAACAUACAGAUAAUAUACCGAAAGGCGAGAAGAAUAAAUGUGGUGAUUGGAUAAAUUGGCUGACACAAUCCAACUGUGGAAGGGAAACUAUAUUUUGUAAUGUUAUUAAAGCAUUGAAAACAUUUAUGAUUAUACCAGUAACGAGCUGUGCUUGCGAGCGUUUAGUAUUGUGA